AAUUACAAAUCAACAAUGGCGGAUGGUGAACGAGAUCAGAUGUUGGUGGAUUUUCAGUCAUGUACACAAAUCGAUGACCUGGAAACAUGCAUCGCUAUUUUGGAGCAGAAUAACUGGGAAUUGGUGAAGUCCAUACAAAGCGUUAUGCCACAAACAGACUGUGAGAUGUCGUCUGCUGGAGGUGAACCUCCGCCCUACACCUUUUCCAACCACAUAGACCAAACAGCCGUGUCCCAAGAUUUCCCUUCGGAGUUUCUCCCCAGUCAUAACUCAUACUCCCCACUCAUGGAUCCUGGAUCUGCCUCUGGUCCUUUCCCUGGGCCAAGCUCCAGUUACAGUUCUGGACGACUAAUCAACUUUACUGUAGAGUACCGCGGACGUAACAUCACUGUCAACGUGUUUGAUACAGAGACUGUUGGUAAGAUCAAAGAGGUGUUGUUCUCGGAGCUAGGGAUCCCGGUACAGAAACAGGACCUGAGGGGCUGGUCCACUAAGAAGGUUGAUGACAAGAAAGUAUUACGUGACCUUCAACUGCCACGGGAGAAUACAUUAUACCUGUUGACCCCCGACCUUAACAGACCGUUAGUGACAUCCAGGGUCACACCAGAAACUGACAGUUCAAAAGAAUUUGAAAACUUUAUGCGAGAUUACGUACUACACAUAACUUUUCGGGAAAAUGGUAGAGCAAAGGAAUACCACCUAAAUGUUCAGGGCAGUAAGACAGUGGGCGAGGUGAAGGGAGAUAUCUACCAUCUGACAAAUGUGCCCGCUCGGCACCAGGUGUGGAUUGGCUGGCCAGAUGCGGCUAACAAGGACGACGCUAUCACAUUAGCAGCCUGUGGACUAAAGUCACCUGUACAUGACCUGGAACUCACCAAAGCAAACAUAAUUGGAAAACCCCAGUAUUCAGUACAGGAUACAUCGGAAAUAGAUAUAAGUGAUGAUGACGAUGAAAAUAACGACUCGUAUGCAGUAGAGGAAGACAUCUUUGAACACGAAGAAUCAAAGAACAGUCGGAAACAGACACCACUAAUGCCGGACACUGUGGGUGAUCAAACCGAGGCCUUAGAACACUUCACACGCGAGUUCAGGGAGAGAUAUGGAGAGACACACCCAGUGUUUUUCGUCGGGUCACUAGAAGGCGCAAUAAAGGAAUCUUUACUAUGUAGAGCUAAAGAUAGAAAACUACUAGCUGUAUAUCUUCAUCACGACAACAGUAUAUUAUCAAAUGUAUUCUGUUCCCAAAUAUUGUGUAUGGAGACGAUAGUGAACUAUCUGUGUGGUAACUUUAUCACAUGGGCGUGGGACGUCACACAGGAAACAAAUAAUGCUAGGUUUAUAUCAAUUGCCAAAAAAGAAUUUGGGAGUAUAGUAGCCGCUCAAAUACGAGGCCAAAAGCCUGAUCAGCUGCCAUUGUUGAUGAUAGUGUCCCGGUCAAGAGCUAGCAACGAAGUCCUAGACAUGAUCCCAGGUACAGUCACUCUGGACGAACUCAUGAUGAGGCUGAUGCAGAAUGCAGAAAACUUCCACCUCCAGCAACAGGCAGAUAUCAAAGAAGAGGACGAAAGAGAAGCACGAGACAGCAUCAGACAAGAGCAGGAACUAGCUUUUCAGGAAUCGCUGGCCACAGAUAGAGCCAAGGCUGAAGCGAAAAGACAGGGGGAGGAGAUGGAACAGAUAAGACAGAUGGAGGAGGAACGAGUGAAGAAGGAAGAGGAGGACAGAAAACAGGCAAUACAGGAGUCAGCACUUAUGCACAUCCGUGAUGAGCCUCCAGAAUCAUGUGAGGAGGCUGUGAGUCGAAUACGAAUCAGGACGCCCAACGGGGAUAACUUACAACGGAGAUUCUACGCCUCAGAUAAACUCAAGUACCUUAUCUACUUCAUCACGUCACAGGGCUUUCACACUGAAGAGUUCAAAAUCCUUACCACCUUUCCACGCAGAGAUGUAUCACAACUAGACGAAGAAAAAACGUUAGAAGAAUUGAAAAUGUUUCCUCAAGAAACGCUGAUAUUAGAAGAAAGACACUGAAGUUAGUCUAGAUUUAAGUUUUAAAUGUGGAAUCAAACUUACAACAUUAAUAUAUUAUGUGAUAUAAGUACAAUUAUACGAACGGUUCCUUGUUCCUCGUAUCGUGAUGGUUAACCUGGUGGUCUUCUUAGGGGCCGUCUCGCAAGUUGUGUUGUUACACAGAUUAAAACCCAAUCAUAGGUCGGUAGACGAUAUGUGGAUUUCCUGAUGUGUCGGCCCUGAACCUGUGUGUAUCAAACCUGAUAAAGAAAGUCUGAUUCGCUUACCCAGUGGAUUCCGAAAGUAACUGGAGAAAUCCCAACUGCAAUUUUACUGGACAAAUUGAUUAAAAAAAGAGGUCAUCUUAUCAUUUCAGAACAUGAAGGAGUAACCUGAAUCACAAACCCAGUGGAUCAUAAAAAUGGUCAUCUAAAAUCUAUGUGUUAUUAGAGAAAUCCAAACUGCUUUGAUAUAAAUGUCAGAGAUAAUGAAGUCCUGUGGAUUUCUCUGUUAUAUAAAACAUAUGAUUUCUCGGUUAUAUAAAACAUACGAUUUCUCGGUUAUAUAAAACAUACGAGCAGAAGGGUAAUAUUACUUUGAUGUUAACAACAGUCACAUAUUUGGUGUCAGAUGAAAAUCAAUAAAUUAUAAUGAAACCAUGUCAUUGAACUUUACAGAGAGGUGAUCUUCAUCAAACUGAAAUACUUGUUAUUUACCAUCAGUGGUUUAGGUCAUUAAUUAUUUUAUUUGCCCUUGUGGAAAUUGUUAAGAUUAUUAUUUUAUUUAAAAAUGGUGCCAUUGAAUAAGAUCCCAAGAAAAAAAUGUCUCAAUGAAUUUUAAUUAAAAGUGUAUGAUAUUACAACGGAGAAACUUGAUGAGUUACUGAUUAGUCAGUACUUGGCAACAUUUAAAAAUCAACCUAAGAUGUGGUAUUACAUGAGUAAAGUAUGAUCACUCUAUUGA
This is a messenger RNA of Mizuhopecten yessoensis (Yesso scallop), 2973 nucleotides long. Its product is annotated as FAS-associated factor 1-like. NCBI's taxonomy places the organism in Eukaryota, Metazoa, Mollusca, Bivalvia, Pectinida, Pectinidae. The record is from RefSeq and is a predicted model, not a curated record. The coding region runs from base 16 to 2031 and encodes 671 amino acids. Gene Ontology annotation, molecular function: ubiquitin binding. The transcript has 18 exons. Gene Ontology annotation, cellular component: endoplasmic reticulum; nucleus.